Molecule: messenger RNA, 1071 nt
Organism: Loa loa (African eye worm)
Lineage: Eukaryota; Metazoa; Nematoda; Chromadorea; Rhabditida; Onchocercidae
Product: CK1/WORM6 protein kinase
Exons: 7
Coding region: 1-1044 (347 amino acids)
Biological process (GO): peptidyl-serine phosphorylation; signal transduction
Cellular component (GO): cytoplasm; nucleus
Molecular function (GO): ATP binding; protein serine/threonine kinase activity
Source: RefSeq, a predicted model, not a curated record
AUGGGAAAUGAGGAUAGUGAUAAUAAGAUGCCAGCUGUUGGUUCGAAGGUUACAUUGAAGGGAAAGCAGUACCAUAUCCAAUCAGAACUGUACGAUGGACCCUUUAGCAAAGUUUAUGCCAUCAAUGAAGGUUGUAUGCAAUAUGCUAUGAAGAUUGAGCGUACAAUAGGGUCAAAAAGACCUGUACUGAAAUUGGAUGCAUUAGUGUUAAAGCAACUUAAUCGUCAUGAUAUUACCGCAGGAUUUCCACGUUUAAUUGCUGCUGGUAGGACACCACUUUAUAAAUAUAUUAUCAUGGAAUUGGUUGGUCCAGAUUUACAACGCCUGAGACGUUCAAUACCAGCAAAAAAAUUCAGCCUCUCAACAGCGCUUAGACUUGCAUCUCAAACAUUGAGACGUAUCGAAGCGCUUCACGAUAGCGGUUGGCUUUGUCGUGAUGUUAAGGCAAAUAAUUUUUGUAUUGGGAUGAAAAACAUGGGAUUGAUUUAUAUGCUUGAUUUUGGUUUUGCACGAAGAUUCAUUCGUGAAAAUGGUACAUUGAUUGAACGACGGAAUGCGGCCAGUUUAAUGGGCACAAUAUAUUAUGCGCCGAUGAAUGCACACAAUUUCUCGGAACAAUGUCGAAAAGAUGACCUGGAAUCAUGGUUCUAUAUGAUUAUUGAAAUGAUUGUCGGAAAUUUGCCCUGGUUCAUCCAUGAUCCCAAACGAGAGUACUUGUUAGUUGGCGAAUGGAAAAAAUUCACACGUGGUCCCGGCAGACAGCUACUGCUUCGAGAUUCCCCCCAAGAAUUUGAGGAAAUUCUAGAUAUUAUCGACCAAACAGCAUUUAAUGCCCGACCGAGGUAUCGCGUGAUUCACGCUUUCAUCAAUCAAGCAAUGGAUCGCUUAAAGAUUGAUAAGACCAAACCAUUUGAAUGGCAAGAAGAUCCGGAAGUGCUGAAAAAAAUUAGUACGACUGAUCAGCACGGAGAAUCUGAUUCAGCCAGCAAACUUCUUCAGAAGAAAGAAAUCAAGAACGGACCAUUGGAUGUGUUGAUCAGCUAAGAAUCAGAAAGUGUCACAAUUUUUGCG